GGGCGACCCCGGUUUCUUGUAUACAUAGUAGUAAACAAGCCGUCACUUCUAAUACCCUAUGCCUUAUUAAGAAAAUGCCACUACAAGGACAUGUUGGAUCAUCGUAAACAAAGUAAGUAUAAGUUUUAUCUGAUUUUUACUUCGACGUCACCACCUACAUUACUACAAUCUAUUCUGUGACUACUUAGUAUGACUCCUGAGUUCGAAUCACAAGAGGAAGAACACGAUGGCUUUUACUACUUUGCACGCCAUGGAAGGCGCCUCCGGUGCCCUGUAUAAUGUUGGCAACAAAUUGGGUGCCGCAGCGAACAACGACCCUCUUUCUUACCAAGGAUUGAAGAAUAUUGGAGCAGGGGUAGCGGAGGCAGCGGAUGCUCUCGGUGGUUUUGAGAAGUCGCUCGCUGAUCUCACGCCAAUCCUAAAUCAAGUUGCACAAGCAGUUGGGGUCGAUAAAGGCGGACGCAGUCUGGAAGAUACCAUACCGCUUUGCAAGCCACACUACAUCAUGGGAGCGGUGGAGAACUUCCGGGAUUACUUGCUCACCCUGGAAAAACAGUUGUUAAGAGAAUAGAUACGAGUUUUUCUAAGGACGUUUUGUUCAAAUUUGAAUAAGUUUAACUUCACUUGUUUCACUUAGAUACAUAUGACUAUGAGAAUUCUGAAAUUUUCACACGACUUGCUUCCAGGAAGUCGGGUCGGGUUCACACGACUUGCUUCCAGGAAGUCGGAUGGUUGAGAUUAAAUGAAUGGACUGACAGUCCUAGAAGAUGUCUUGUUCCUAGUGUUUCCUCUAAGAAUAUGGCGCAUGCACAGUGUAAGUCCGCACGCAGCUGCUGUGAAUAACGCUUUUAUGGACGCUUCAAAGGCCGAAGUGUUGCUUGCGCCACUGGCUGGCAAAGGCAUUUAUCAACGCGUGACGAAAGCUGAAUUUGACAAAGUUGAGGAACUGGGGAGGUUUCUAGAUGACCAACUUGGUCCUGGGGUCCGCGCAGCGAGUGACAGCCUCCUGGCGGCUGCUCGGGACCCCUCAGUGCUUGAAGGUCCGGGCCCGACUCCGGGAGGAAGUGCGGGUGAAGCUGAUGAUGUCGGCUCAGCUCUUUCCGGAGGAGGACGCGGGCAAGUACGGAGCGCAGCGAAGCCAGACUUAGGCUAUGCAGCGAAACAGACGGGUGCACGAACGGGGACAGAAAAUGAGAUAGAAAUCGAUGAUGACUUAGCAUUACAAUAUCACGAUGGAAACCGGUUUGAGGGCUUGAGAAAGGUGGUCACUGAAACAUUCGAGAGCAUGCGGAUGGCUCUAAAAGACGUGCACAGAGCAGCUGAACCAUGUCGGCUCAGUAAUUUUUAGACCAUAUACGUCUACAUGAUUCUUGCAAAAAAUACUCGUACUAAAACUUCGGAACAAAUUUUUCUCAAAGUAGUGCGGGUACAUUUGUUGUUAUUCCA
Amoebophrya sp. A25 is the source of this 1446-nucleotide messenger RNA. The record is from the annotation of a GenBank genome assembly. NCBI's taxonomy places the organism in Eukaryota, Dinophyceae, Syndiniales, Amoebophryaceae.